Schistosoma bovis is the source of this 5796-nucleotide messenger RNA. The record is from the annotation of a GenBank genome assembly. Lineage: Eukaryota; Metazoa; Platyhelminthes; Trematoda; Strigeidida; Schistosomatidae.
AAUAUGGCGCUUCCUAUAACAAUCUAGCAGUUAUAAAUCAAGAAGAAUAUGCUAAUUGAGUAAAGUGGGAAGUUUGAGGCUGUAAUUAAAGAUAUGGAAACCGUGUCAAACAACUCGGGUUAUUCUGGUUCACAACAACCUCGUUCAUCAUCUUCUUAUCUGUUAUCAUCAACGACAUCAUCAACCUCAACGUUCAUUACACCCAACACACAUGAUUCUUCACCUUCGAUAACUGAUCAAAUCAAUGCAACUGGUUCUACCUCCACUUCUGUUACUACAACCACUACUACUACUAUGUCGAACACAUCUACGUCUGGGAAAUCAACUUAUACACUCGGAAAAGAAAUCGAAAUUGAAUUAGGAAGUGGUGUAUCCGAAGAAGAUACAAAAUUAGCUAAGAAUGACAAAAAUGCUGUUGAUUUUGUAUUUGAUUAUUGUAAAUUAUGGUGUAAAACAUGUAAGGAUUUAGUGUUAACUUUAGAAAAACGUGCAACUGCUGAGAAUGAAAGUACACGUAUUAUUAUGAAACAAUUUCAAAUAUUGGAAUCAAGUACAACUAAUCAGAAUGGUGCACCAUAUAAAAAACAAACACUCAAUUUAUGUCGAAUGAUGAUUGAACAUUGUAAAGAAAUUGAAGCGAAUAAUUCCAAACGAUGCAGAGAACUUUUAGAGGUAUUAAAUCGUCAACGUACUUUAUUUGAAAAAACCAGGAAAUUUCUUAAAGACAAAUGGAAAGUAGAUGUAAAACGUAUGUUAGAUGCUGAAAAUAGUUUGUUUAAAACAAAAACAACAUAUUAUCAACGUUGUCAAGCUGGUGUAAAAUUACGUGAAGAAUUAGCUACAGCACAAAAUCUUCUAAAUGAAUUAUCUGCUUCUCUUAUGCAAUCAUCGUCAGUUUCAUUUAGUGGUACAUCUACGUCAACAGGAACAACACCAUCAUCAUCAUUUUCAUCUGUUACGAUAAUGCCACCUACACAAACAAAUGUAUCAGGUCUACCUGUUUAUACUGCUGGGAAUUCAUAUUCAUCGAAUCUAGUGAGCUCAACUGCUGGAAGUAAUGCAAAUUUAACACAAGAUUUAAUGAAUGAUUCAAAUAUUGGUGAAUCAAAUCUAUCAAAUCCAACUUCAUCAUUAUCAACUUCUACAUCAAACCAAGUUGCUAAACAAAGAGUAAAAGUUGAACGAUUAGAAAAACAAUUAGGUGAUAAUGACAAAAAGGAAAUUGAACUGAUGUAUGCUUAUCGUGAAGCAGUAGAUAUUGCAAAUCAUCGUUUAUGUGAACUGGAAAAAAGCAAGAUUGAGAUUUUAUGCGAUACACGUUUAACCAUAACAAAAAGUGAUGAAGUUGUUAAAGAUUCUUUAGCGGAAUUAUUAAAUCAUUUGUUUACAACUCGUUCAUUAAUGAUAAAACAGUAUGAAAUGAUUGCAAAUGCUUAUCAAGAUUAUGUACCAUGUAGUGAUUAUCGUACAUUAGUUGAAUCACAUAUUCAAAAAGGUACUGAAUUUAUUCCGGAAAAAUAUCAUUUCGAUGGAUUUCAUGAAUCAAAAUUGGAUACAAGUCGUUUAACAAGUAGGUUGGGUAAAGAUUCCGGUGACUCUACUUUAGAUAUAUUUUCUGCACAUCGUAAUCUCCUCUCAUUACAUUCAGACUCUGAUUCUGAUACAGAAACAACAGAUUUGCCAUUAAAUACAACUGGACGAAAUAGUACAAGUCUUAGUGUUAUUACUGGAGGAAGUAGUAGUAGUGGUGGAAUCGGUAAUACUGCUAAUAGUAGUAGUAAUAAUAAUAGUCUCAGCGGUUGUGGAGUUGCAAGUGGUAUAGUGUCAACAAGUAGUAAUGUUUUAUCAACUAUUGUUGAAUUUGGAUCUAAUCUAUUUCGACCAGAUUCUAAAAAAUCAAUACGUAAUAAACGUUCAACAACAAAUAGUCUUAGUAAUUCAUCAGUCUCACCAAUCAAUCCGAUAGAUAAUUUAGAAACAAUAGCUAUUCAUGAAGCUAAUUUAGAAAGAGAAUAUUUAUCAGCAUGUUAUCCAGUAGCCAGAUGUAUUGCAGCGAUUGAAAAACAAGAAAAUGGUCUAGCAACACAUGGAAUUUAUCGUGUACCAGCGUCUAAAGCAAAAGUUUCUAAUCUAAUGGAUUUGUUACAAUCUAAUCAAUUAGUUAGCAGUGAACAAAUUCAAAAUGAUAUCGACUUGUUAAGUCAAGAACAUCCACUUACAUUGGCUAGUCUGGUGAAAACACAACUGAUUGCCUUACCUGAACCAUUACUCACAUACAAUCUUUAUCCGAAUUUUGUUGAACUUGGAAAGGCGUUUGACUUGGUUGAUUCAAAUAUAACUGAUGAACUGAUGAAACGUCUUCAACUAUUGAUUAAUCAUUUAAGUCCUGGUAAUCGUCAAUUAGCUGGAUUAAUUUUUCAUCAUUUACACAGAGUUGCUGAAUGUCAGUCGGAAAAUCAAAUGGGAGCUGUUAAUUUAGGUACAAUGUUUGCUCCAACAGUAUUACGUCAAAGACCUAAAUUUCAAGUAGCUAAUAUGAUGGAAUUCAUGGAUAAUAAAGGUCAGACAAAAGUUGUUGAAUUAUUAAUUGAUCGUGUUUUUCAAGUAUUCGGUUCAUCAGAACAAUAUGAUCCAAUCAAAUUAAUUACAGCGCAUAUUACAUCAAAUGAUGAUAAAACUACCAUAGCUGAUUAUAAUCGAAUGAAUUCAGCACGUGGUAGUAUUUCAUUAGCUAAUUGUGAGCGAUCUAAAUCAACUUGUAGUACAGUUGUAGACAGUGUCCCUGAUGCACCAAUGAAUAUAUCUAGUAAAAUUCAUACUGUUAACACUAUAACAACUAUCACUACUUCUACUACUGUUAGUACUACUACUAGCAAUAAAACUAUUAAUACUGAUAUACCAUCGUCGACAACUUUCACACUUGGUACAACCAACAGCAAUACUACUCAUACUACUAACAGUAAUAAUAAUGAUAAUAUGAUCAAUAUUAUCAAAGAAACUACAACAACACUUCCAUCCUCUGGUUUAUUAAGAUCGGCAACAAUAUCUGUUUCACCGCAAAUUCGACCUACAGGAAAAUCAAGGAUUUAGUAAAGACAAUGCAAAUAUUGAAGAAACUCCUAUUAAUACCAGUUCUGAUAUCACAAUUUCUUCAUUACAUGGAUCUGAUAAACAUGACAAAAUGCAUAAAAGACAUAAUCCUGUAAUAUAUGAAAAAUCAACUAAUAUAAAAUCUAGUAUGAGACUUCAAGAUUUAGCUAAACCAGUUAUUGAACCAACUAUCACUACAGCAUCUCAAAUAUCUAAUCCACCAACUACUGGAAUAGCCAUUACUACCAGUACUACUACUACUAUUACUAAUGUUAUUACUUCUACUAGUAAUAGUGUCAAUGUGAAUGAAGCUUCACCUUCAUCGUCAUCAUCUAUUGUACGUGGGAUUAAAAAAUUAUAUUCUUCAAGUGGUCAACAUUCGAUUUCUCCAUCUACAAUCGCUUCAUCGAUUACAACAUCAAAGUUGUUUCACUCAUCUGACAAACAAAACGCUCCAAAUACAUCAUCUACUGAUUCUAAUACAAAUACAGCUUUGUCAAGUUUAAUAAUUGGACGUCGUAAACCUAUUGGGCGAUUAUUGGCUUUACAUCAAACUACAGAGGCUUCAGAUAAUGUAUCCCCUGUGAAUCCUACGAAUUUAGAUCAAUAUAGUUUUAUUGAUAAUGAUUUGCCUGAUUCUUUAAAUGAUUCAUGAAUUCAAAGAAAUAAUGAAUUUUUGUUAUCAUUGAUUGAAUCAUAAAUUGUCUUCCAUAUUCAAUGAUAUUAAUGCAUUUCAAUGAAAUAAUCCCUGAAUACACCUAUAUAUAUAUAUAUAAUAUAAUCUCAUGAAUUGAUUCUUCAACUCUCGUCUAAAUCAUCGGAAAGAUUACUACUACUACUACUACUACUACUACUACUACUACUACUACUACUGAUACUAUUAUUAUUGCCAUUAUUAUUAUUACUAAAUCUCUUAUCAUUAUCCAUUCUCUUAUUGAAUACAUUUCAACAGAUAAAAAUCAUAUGGAUUUAUUUAUUUUUCACAAUUCAUAAACAUAAUCAUUCAAUAAUAAUAUGUCUUCAUUACAUUUUGUACUAUGUAUUGUAUUGUAUAAAUUUUCAUUUUAAGAAAAAAAGAAUGAAAAGAAAUUAAAGAAAAAAGGAAAAAAUAAACAAGAUUUUAAUCAUUCAAUUUGUGAAACGUUUUUCUUUCUUUUUUUCCCUUAAAAAAAAGAGAAAAAUGACAAACUAUUUAACUAAGAUCAUUCAGAGUAUCUUACUGUUAUAAUAAUAAUUAUUAUUAUUACUACUAAUAUUAGCUGUAUUUUAAUAGUCGGAUUAAAAGUAAAAGACAUUUAUCUAUCUAUCUAUCUCAUUGACUAUUUUAUAUGAAUCUAUUCAUAUGAGAAAUCAUUCAAUAUCAUCUAUGCAUGUUUGUUUUACUUUAAUAAUACAAUGUGUAAAAUUGAAAUUUUCCAAAAUAAAACAAAAAAUUUAAUUCACAAAUUCAAAUAAUAACAAUUUCCCGCAUUUCAAUCGUUCAACAUAUUUGUUUGUGUAUGUGUGAGUGUGUCAUUGUUCUUUUUUUUUGUAGUUGUUAUUGCUAUUGUCAACAUUCAAUUUCAAUUCUAAUUAGUUCAACUUCUAUUUAUCUAGUUUUUGUUUUAUUCAAUUAUUCUACUUUGUUUUUAUUUAUUUAUUUGUGUAUUUUAUCUUUGCACAGUAACAUCAAUAAUGAAUUAUUCUUUUUUCUUUCUUUCUUUUUGUUGUUUUGGUUUUAAUUCUCUUCAUAAAAUUCUUCCCAUUUAAUUUAUUUUAUUGUUUAAAGUUUUAAUUGCACAUAAAAUAUUUAAAUUUAUUCAUUCAUUCAUUUAUCUACUCAUUUCUCAUCGUUGUUUUUCUUUUUCUUUCUUUCUUUUAUGUAAUAUCAAUUUAAAACUUGAACUUAUUAUACUAAACCAAUAUGAUUUUUUUGUUGUUGUGGAUUGUACUUUUUUCCAAAGAUCAAUAUUAUUUUUCUUUUCUUCUAUGUUACAUAUUUAAUCGGAAAUCAAUAAUCAAUAUGUUUACAAUGAUAUAUUAGAAUAAUAAAGAUAAUUAUUGUUAUAAUGAUUUGUAAACAAUCGAUUGUUUGUUUGUUUGUUUUUGUCUAAAAAAAGAAAAGAAAAACAAAUCCCUAUCUUCUUAUUAUUAUUAUUAUUCAUUAUCAGAUUAUGAACAAUAAAAUAUAACUAUAAUAUUAAAUCAUUCUUUAUUUAUUAUUGAAUAUUCAGUAGGAUAAUAAGUGAAUAUCAGUAUUAUGAAUUUAUUUUAUACUGUGAAUCAAAUUAAGUAUCAUUAUUAAGGUUGGACUUGAUCACUUUGAAUGAAUUGAGCAUUGAGUACUUAACUUACGCCUGUUACUCCUCGUGAAGGAGCAUAGGCUACUCACUAGCAUUCACCAUUCAACCUUGUUCUGGGCAAUUUUCUCCAGAUCUCUCCAGUUGUUAUUUAUCUUUUUCAUAUUUGCUUCUAUUUCCCGAUGUAAUAUGUUCUUUGAUCUUCUUAUUUUCGGCUCCUCUUCAGGAUUCUAAGUUAACGCUUGCCUCAUGAUACCCCGUUAAUAAUUUCUGUAAUGUAUGUCUCAUCCACUUCUAACGUCUUUUCUUAAUUACCUCUUCAGUUGAAAGCUGGUUUGUUCUCUUCUAUAAAAGGCUGAUUAUGAUUGUAUCCGGCCAUUGGAUGUUGAGUAUCUUGCGUAAUAAUUAAUUACAGUACUUUCAUAAA